Messenger RNA from Mytilus trossulus (common blue mussel), 495 nucleotides. RefSeq names its product kinase D-interacting substrate of 220 kDa-like. The transcript has 6 exons. The coding region runs from base 1 to 495 and encodes 164 amino acids. Gene Ontology annotation, molecular function: protein binding. NCBI's taxonomy places the organism in Eukaryota, Metazoa, Mollusca, Bivalvia, Mytilida, Mytilidae. The record is from RefSeq and is a predicted model, not a curated record.
AUGUCGGAGUUUCCUGGUGUCACACCAGGAAAAUACUCGGUGUAUGGAGUUUGGGAUGGCUUUCGCAAAAAUUGUACUAAACUGACUAGAGCUGCUAGGAAAGGAGAUAUAGAUGCCUUAGAAUUGAGCCUACAGAAUGGUGCAGACAUUGAUUAUCAAGAUGUUGAUGGACAGACAGCAUUAAUGUGGGCUGCCAAUGGAGGACACCUGGAGAUCUGUAGACUCCUCAUUGAUAGAGGAUGUAAGAUCAACAUCACAGAAACAGAGUAUAGUGGAGAGACAGCAUUAAUCUGGGCUGUCGUGAGAGGACACCUGGAUAUCUGUAGACUCCUCAUUGAUAGAGGAUGUAAGAUCGACACCACAACAAGAGAUGGAUACACAGCUUUACAUUGGGCUGCUAGGAAGGGAUAUCUACAGAUCACAAGAUGUCUGGUAGAACAAGGAGGUGCAAGUCCCUUGGUUACAACACAUAAGUCGCCAGCUGGGCGACCAUGA